Messenger RNA from Rhinolophus ferrumequinum (greater horseshoe bat), 3125 nucleotides. It is a transcript of the gene MCM3, whose product is annotated as minichromosome maintenance complex component 3. NCBI's taxonomy places the organism in Eukaryota, Metazoa, Chordata, Mammalia, Chiroptera, Rhinolophidae. The coding region runs from base 170 to 2596 and encodes 808 amino acids. Gene Ontology annotation, molecular function: single-stranded DNA helicase activity; ATP hydrolysis activity; single-stranded DNA binding. The transcript has 17 exons. Gene Ontology annotation, cellular component: MCM complex; nucleus. Gene Ontology annotation, biological process: DNA strand elongation involved in DNA replication; DNA replication; mitotic DNA replication initiation. The record is from RefSeq and is a predicted model, not a curated record.
AUACUAUCUAUUCGCAUCAGCCAAUGAGAAUGUGUGUAUCCUCCCAGAGACCCCGCCCCUUCAUUGAGGUAACUUUGGUGGCGGGAAAAGUUCCGCUGUUUUCGCGCCGGGGCGGGGCUAUCGAAGACCCGCCGCGGGGCUCCGGGGAGGUAGUUUGGCGUCGGCCAGCAUGGCAGGGACCGUGGUACUGGACGAUGUGGAACUGCGGGAGGCGCAGAGAGAUUACUUGGACUUCUUGGAUGACGAGGAAGACCGGGGAAUUUAUCAGAACAAAGUUCGGGAGCUGAUCAAUGACAACCAGUACCGGUUGAUUGUUAACGUGAAUGACCUGCGCAGGAAAAAUGAGAAGAGGGCUAAUCGCCUCCUGAGCAAUGCAUUUGAGGAGCUGGUGGCCUUCCAACGGGCUUUAAAGGAUUUUGUGGCCUCCAUUGAUGCUACCUAUGCGAAGCAGUAUGAGGAGUUCUACAUAGGAUUGGAGGGCAGCUUUGGCUCCAAGCAUGUCUCUCCCCGGACUCUUACUUCCUGCUUCCUUAGCUGUGUAGUCUGUGUGGAGGGCAUUGUCACGAAGUGCUCUCUAGUUCGUCCCAAAGUUGUACGCAGUGUCCACUACUGUCCUGCUACCAAGAAGACCAUAGAGCGACGUUAUUCUGAUCUCACCACCCUGGUGGCCUUUCCCUCCAGCUCUGUCUAUCCCACCAAGGAUGAGGAAAACAAUCCCCUUGAGACAGAAUAUGGCCUCUCCGUGUACAAGGACCACCAGACCAUCACCAUCCAGGAGAUGCCGGAGAAGGCCCCCGCCGGCCAGCUUCCCCGCUCUGUGGAUGUCAUUCUGGAUGAUGACUUGGUGGACAAAGUGAAGCCUGGUGACCGAGUCCAGGUGGUGGGGACCUACCGUUGCCUUCCUGGGAAGAAGGGAGGCUACACCUCAGGCACCUUCAGGACCGUCCUGAUUGCCUGUAAUGUGAAGCAAAUGAGCAAGGACAGUCAGCCGUCAUUCUCUGCUGAGGAUAUAGCCAAGAUCAAGAAGUUCAGUAAAACGCGUUCCAAGGAUAUCUUUGACCAGCUGGCCAAGUCGUUGGCCCCAAGUAUCCACGGGCAUGACUAUGUCAAGAAGGCAAUCCUCUGCUUGCUCUUGGGAGGGGUGGAGCGAGUCCUAGAAAAUGGCAGCCACAUCCGUGGGGACAUCAAUAUUCUUCUAAUAGGGGACCCAUCGGUUGCCAAGUCUCAACUUUUGCGGUACGUGCUUUGCACUGCACCCCGGGCUAUCCCCACCACUGGCCGGGGCUCCUCUGGAGUGGGUCUGACGGCCGCUGUCACUACAGACCAGGAAACAGGGGAACGCCGUCUGGAAGCGGGGGCCAUGGUCCUGGCUGACCGAGGUGUGGUUUGCAUCGAUGAAUUUGACAAGAUGUCUGACAUGGACCGUACGGCCAUCCACGAAGUGAUGGAGCAGGGUCGGGUCACCAUCGCCAAGGCUGGCAUCCACGCUCGACUGAAUGCCCGCUGCAGUGUUUUGGCAGCAGCCAACCCCGUGUACGGCAGGUAUGACCAGUACAAGACCCCCAUGGAGAACAUUGGGCUGCAGGACUCACUGCUGUCCCGAUUCGACUUGCUCUUCAUCAUGUUGGAUCAGAUGGACCCUGAGCAGGACCGGGAGAUCUCAGACCAUGUCCUCAGGAUGCACCGUUACAGGACACCAGGGGAGCAGGAUGGUGAUGCCAUGCCUUUGGGUAGUGCUGUAGAUAUCCUGGCCACAGAUGAUCCCAACUUUAGCCAGGAAGACCAUCAGGACACCCAGAUUUAUGAGAAGCACGACAAUCUUCUUCAUGGGAACAGGAAGAAAAAGGAGAAGAUGGUGAGUGCAGCGUUCAUGAAGAAGUACAUCCACGUGGCCAAAAUCAUCAAGCCCGUCCUAACACAGGAGUCAGCCACCUACAUUGCAGAAGAGUACUCACGCCUGCGCAGCCAAGACAGCAUGAGCUCGGACACCGCAAGGACAUCUCCAGUUACUGCCCGGACGUUGGAAACUCUGAUUCGAUUGUCCACGGCCCAUGCCAAGGCCCGCAUGAGCAAGACUGUGGACCUGCAGGAUGCAGAGGAGGCUGUGGAGUUGGUCCAGUACGCUUACUUCAAGAAGGUUCUGGAAAAGGAGAAGAAACGUAAGAAGCAACAUGAGGAUGAAACAGAGACAGAAGAUGAAGAGGAGAAAAGCCAGGAGGACCAAGAACAGAAGAGGAAGAGGAGGAAGACUCGUCGCUCAGGAGCCAAGGAUGGGGACUCAUAUGAUCCCUAUGACUUCAGUGACACAGAGGGGGAAAUGCCUCAAGUGCACACUCCAAAGACAGCGGACUCGCAGGAGACCAAGGAAUCCCAGAAGGUGGAGUUGAGUGAAGCCAGGUUGAAGGCGUUCAAAGUGGCUCUCCUGGCGGUGUUCCGGGAAGCUCAUGCACAGUCGGUGGGCAUGACUCGCCUCACAGAAUCUGUCAACCGGGACGAGGAACAGCCCUUCUCUCCAGAGGAGAUCCAGGCAGCGCUGAGCAAGAUGCAGGAUGACAACCAGGUCAUGGUGUCCGAGGGCAUCGUGUUCCUCAUCUGAGGCCGCGUCUCUGAACUUGGGGCUCUGCAAAGGAAGCUUCCCCAGGGCCCCCACCCCCCGUGUCGGUCUUGGCCUUUAUUCCCUGAAUAACAGUGUUUAAUUGAACUGCAGUUGAGGGACACGGAGUGAAGCUGAAUGAGGGUUCGGUGGACGCUUUGGGAGUGAAAGCUGCCAUGAGGUAAAGCAAGAGGAAGGUGGGGAAGGACUGCGGCUAUUGCCUCCUCAUUGCAAAAGACGAUCAUACUCCCACCCCUAAACAAACCAAACCAUUCUUUGCUAUAAAUAGCGUAUGAUUUCCUGAGUAUUUUGGGGGCACAGCUGGGUUGUUUUCAUACUUUCUGUGCCUGUUGGCUUUUAUUUUUCACUUGCACUUUGGUCUAGAACAGGCUCUGGGUGGUUUCAUGCUGUGGAUAGAACCAGAGCCCAAGAAAACAUUCUUUGUAAUAGCACCGGUUAAGACUAAUAUGUGCUUUUGAUCUCAGUAUCCAAGACAUUAAAUAAACUUACCCAUUUUUAUACUGUGCACAUA